UUGGAAUCCUGGAAGUAGGUAUAUGAUGACGUCCUUGUCGUAUGUUACCGUUGCGCCUUUUCUCACCGAACUAACUUGAAUAGCCAAGUAGCUCAAAUUCGGGGUCCGUAACUCGGAGAUGCAAUGCAUCGAAAGCCGACUUUGCUCCUCUGUGGCUUGCUUUAGUCGUUGUCGUCUUUACCAUACUCAUCUUUACCGUUUCCCCAAAGUUGCACUUUCACUAUCUGGACAAACCAGGAGACGUUCAUUUAACGUAAACUUCAUAUCUUACUCGAAGAUGAGCUCAGAUAUUUCAAUCGUGGGAUUGAAAGGACCUUCGACGUUAAGUCCAAUCAACCUUUUAAUUGGUCGUCCGUCGCCGCGUCUACAGGCGGCGGACAAGUUAGCGGCCGCCUCUCAAGUUGUGCUAUUACAGCGCGAAAAAUCGGACUGGGCUUUAACAUACGGCCCCGAUCACGGCGAAGACGAAAUUCGCGAACAUGUCGCUACAUGGCUCAGCCAGAAAUAUCGGCCUGCGCCUGGUCCCAUUACCCAAGACCGCAUCAUAAUCACGAAUGGUGCCUCGGGAGGACUUACAGCAAUUCUACAGAAAUUUACCGAUCCCCUGUACACGCGUCGCAUGUUUCUCGUAGAGCCUGCCUACUUCCUUGCCAUUAACUCCUUUUUGGACGCAGGUUUCGGUCCGAAAAUGCAAGGAGUUCCUGAGGACGACGAGGGCAUCGACCUUGAGUUUCUGCGACGCCAGUUAGAGAAGGAAGAGUGCAAGUACGUCGAUGGUGCUCAAAUUUCCGGGGCGCCAGCCACCAAACCCGAAAGCCUUGGAUAUAGAAAGCUUUACAAGUACGCUUUAUAUGUGGUGCCGACACUAUCUAACCCGAGCGGCAAAACGAUGUCACUGCAUCAUCGCAAAGCCUUGGUGGAGCUAGCACGUAAGUACGAUAUCCUUUUGAUCGCAGACGAUGUCUACGACUUUCUCGCUUGGCCGGCCGACGACAAUAUCCCACAUAAGGAUAUGGAGAUCCCUCCGAGGUUGGCGGACAUCGACAGACAGAUGGGUUACACGGAUGAAUGGGGCAAUACAGUAAGUAAUGGGUCAUUCUCAAAGCUAGCCGCUCCUGGCCUGCGAGUCGGUUGGUGUGAAGCGACUCCAAGUUUCGUCUACGGCUUGUCUCAAGCUGGAGCGACGCAUUCUGGUGGCUGUCAAAGUCAAUAUACAUGUUACUUGAUCGAUCACAUGCUCGUGUCCGGUAUUCUAGAAGACCAUGUGCAAAAUACAUUAAUUCCAAUAUACCGGAAACGAUACAAUAUUCUAGUGAAUGCUAUCAAGACUCACCUUUACCCACUUGGAAUCAAGAUAUCUACCGGGUCACCUUACGAAACUUCUGCCCGAGACGAUAAAGGGAACCACAUCAAGACUAAACUGGCAGGGGGGUUUUUCAUGUAUUUGGACUAUCCGGACAAGGAAACCUUUCCACCAGCUGCUGAUAUCGUCCGAGUUGGUGGGGAUAAAUAUGGCUUGAACAUCGCGCCGGGUGAAAUUUUCGUCGUGAACGGAGACCCCGAGAGCAUGAAGAGGGCAAACGCAAGUUGGAACCGGGGGACUAGACUAUGCUGGGCAUGGAACGAGGAAGAUGAAAUUAUCGAAUCUAUCCAGAGGUUGGCAAAUACUAUCCAACAAUUGACAAAGUGACGACAUGCCUUAAAACGGGAGAGGGAGAAUUCUAGCGAGAUCUUAACGAUAGGUAGACGUAUUUUAAAGUACAUUUGAUGGCGAAGCCCCUUAUUCAUCCCCAUACUACCUAGUAUGUAGUUUAAGAGGGCUCCGACGAAUAAGGGCACCGAGGAACUAUGCGAGGGUUUCUCCUUGUGCCACCCAUAAGGGACUCAUGACUAGAGUACCGAGACAUCCCAAAUCUUGUGGCUUGAAGAACAGCUGUACACCACUCAGAAUAUCGAAUACAAAUAGUCCGACCAGCCAAUCGAAUUGCAUGUCUGCGUAGCUUAGAUAAUUAAUCAGGGAUAAGUCAAGAGAAAACAUGAAACAAUAUCGCAUCCCC
Annulohypoxylon maeteangense is the source of this 2057-nucleotide messenger RNA. RefSeq names its product PLP-dependent transferase. The record is from RefSeq and is a predicted model, not a curated record. The coding region runs from base 119 to 1690 and encodes 523 amino acids. Gene Ontology annotation, molecular function: L-2-aminoadipate:2-oxoglutarate transaminase activity; pyridoxal phosphate binding. Gene Ontology annotation, biological process: biosynthetic process. Lineage: Eukaryota; Fungi; Ascomycota; Sordariomycetes; Xylariales; Hypoxylaceae. The transcript is spliced from 2 exons.